UACACUUCAUUUAGACGAUUAAUUCAUGGCUUGGUCAUCGAAUAGUUCUCCUGGGCAUACAUCGCAAUCAUUUCCAAGACACAAAGCCACUCAAAUUAAGCUUCUAGAAAGGCUACGCUUGGAGAAUCCAGUUUUGAAUGUGGUUGCACUUCCCUCUCAACCGGUUCCAUGUGGAAAGAACAAACUGAAGUUUCCUGACCCUAAUAAUGAUUCUUAUGUUAUUCUUUCUUUGAAUAGUCAAGCAUCUAAGUUAUCUUUGCCUGUUCACUACGAGUUUGAGGAAAAAGAAGAAUUUGAAGRAGAAGAAGACGAAUGUCGCUUUAUGGGACACGUUAACGGAUUAUCCUACAGUUUACAACUACUGGCAGUCACGCGUUACUCACUAGAUGGAGAAAAACUCUCAUCUGAGCCAUCAGAAAAAGCGUUCUACUGUUGCUGUCCUUUAACAGAUAGAGGAAAAAUUGAUCAAGAGACAACCUCUGAUGGUGUUUUCGGGUUUUGGUUUCGCCUUCUCAGUGAAGACAUGCGUUUUCAUUUCACAGUGGCAUUAAGACUUGACGGACUUGAUUUACUGCCCAAAGAAUACUACAAGAAUGACACGUAUUUGUGUAAUCUGAAUUGCCAGGAUGGGAUUGUUUGCUCAGUAGAGUUUGAUAUCUAUACCACAGCACGCCAACAUGAAACAUCGGGUACAAUUAAAAAAACAAAAACCACUGGAAUACAAGGGAAUUCCGAUGGAAAGACUGCAUUAUCUCAACUGUAUUCGAACGACAAGUACAAAAAGUUAAUUCAAUCUGUGCAUGAGCUAAAACUCGAAGCAAAAUAUAAUGACCUAGAGCAGCUAUUAUCUCAUGCCUCUGCUAGAUAUCAAGCAGACUAUGAUCUUAAAGUAGUUGUACUUCUAGAACAAGGGUCAGUGGCCAGUAGAAAGAGAUUCUGUGAUUAUGCCAAGGAGCUAUUUAAAAAUGCAGUAGAUUUAGUAGGAAGGUGCCAAAACAAGUCCCUUCUAACUGGGAGGAUAUAUGUCUACUUGUCUGAAGUACAUUUUAAUGAGGGGUGUAUUGGGAAUGCUGGGGAAAGCCUAGCUGUCGCUAGAAAGUAUCUGGAAAAUUUUGAUUUGUGUGAAGACCUAGGUGAUCUAUGUUUCUGUGAAGGGCUAAUUCUGAUGGUCCAUGCCAAGAGAACACACACUUUCUUAAAGAAUCUUAUCCCUGAAGCAAGGGAAAAGUUUCUUGAUGCAGCCAAGAACUACCAUAGUGGUGUAAGCGUUUGCAGCAUGGGUGAUAAACUGAACUGUACUUAUGUUAAGCUUGCAUCUCUUGAAUUGCAACCAAUGCCUGYAGAUGAUGGCAAAGAACUUAUUGUAACUGCUGAGCAAAUGUCCAAGGCACAAUCUUACCUGGAGACAGUACAGCAAGAUUUUAAAUCAUUAUCACAACAGACAAAACUAUAUUAUUAUUUAUGCUCAGCUGAACUGUGCCUGGAGUUGAAGAAGGUUAAUGAGGCUAAUGUCAAUUAUAAACAAGCCUUGAGCCUUGCAGAAACUAUUGGAUUGCAAAACUAUGUGCAUGUGGACAUUGCUCUAGAGGAAGUGAGACGAUGUCUGGAAAAUGAUCUUGUGGUGGAAACACCUCUUGUUACGGAACAACAGGAAAAUGAUGAGACUUCAAGAGGGCAGGCUGAUAACCUUGAUGGUUACCUAGGAGAUGAAAGUGAUGAGGAUGCCUAGCAAAUUAUAAAAUGUUACACCAGUGGGGUAGGGACAUUGAAGGAAUGCUUCAUUUUGGAUGAUGCAGUAACCAGAUUAGAAAUAAAAUUACAGAAUUAUGAUCUCAAGUGUAAGAGAUAAACAACACUAUUCUAUGUUGUUAGUAGUUCUAGACUUAAUCUUGGUUACUAGAGUCUCAAAUUGAUUUGAUAACCUGAGGUAAACUCUUAGUUGAAAGAGCAAUGUUUUCCUUUCGACUGCAUCUACUUACUGUUGCAACUACUGUUGUUAUGAGGUUUGCAACUUUCAAGGGUAUAAAUUGAAACUAUUCUAAUACAUGUAUAUUUUAAUGUACCAUUUUAAGGACUUCUUUGGUGCCUUUCAAAAACUGAUUCUAGAAGUUUUCAGGGAGAUAAAUGAGUUGCACGAACCCUGUUUUGUCCCAAGCAAAUGCUAUGCUGCCUAUAUCAGUUCCAAUAUCAUGGAUCAAAAUACAGUCAACUCUCAUCUUGCGUACACCCACAAGAUGAGAGAAAAAGAAAAAUCCCUGGCAAAAAAUACUGACAAAGAAAUGAUAAUAAUUAAUUUUGCUAUUGCAGACACCAUUACGGACACCAAGUAACAGUCCCAAGGGUGUGCAUUGUAACAAGAAUUGACCUCAAUAUUAAAGGAAAAAAAAUCUCAAAAUGUAAAGACAAUAAAAUUAUUGGAAAAGAUCAGCUGGUUUGAUAUUGCAAUAUUUUUGAAAUCAAAAAUUUGAACGGAUUCAAGAUUGUUUUAUUUUUGUUGCACCUUCUUUGUCACAAAAAUUUCAUCAAAUGAAUAUACACUAAAAUAACUUGCUCUAUAGCUUUAGCUUUG
This is a messenger RNA of Actinia tenebrosa (Australian red waratah sea anemone), 2569 nucleotides long. RefSeq lists its product as uncharacterized. The record is from RefSeq and is a predicted model, not a curated record. Lineage: Eukaryota; Metazoa; Cnidaria; Anthozoa; Actiniaria; Actiniidae.